AUGUUUUCCUCGACUGCAAGAGCAUUGGUACUGGCACUGCUUGCCCUUGAGGCGAGUGCUGCUCAGAAAGGCACACCUACGGUCUCCUUCAACUCCACCGCAGGAAGCACGUACCUCCCUAACAAGGACUAUUCCAAUGAGCAAUUGGCAAUGCUCUGGUACCAGGUCGGGCCAGUCUCCACGCACCCGGUAGUGACCGCCACGGUGGAGCCUACCGCGGAGCCUUCCUCCUACGCAGGUCCAGGCGAAUUCCAUCCUCUGGUUGCGAGCAACUACGGAGAACAGCUCGCAGAGGCGAAGUUACCAGCCGACUUUGCGUGGGGCCUCAGUUCCUCGGCCUAUCAGCUCGAGGGUGCUGCUCGCGACGAAGGCCGUGGUCCAUCGAUUUGGGAUUUGCUCUCCCACCGCAACCCGAAUCAGGUGGCCGACAAUUCGACCGGAGACGUGCUCGCUCAGCACUACUACCUCUACAAGCAAGACUUUGCCCGGCUGAAAAGCUUCGGUGCUCCCUACUACUCCCCGAGUAUCUCCUGGCCUAGGAUCUUCCCGUUCGGGAAGGGACCCGUGAACGAGGCUGGCUUGAAGCACUACGAUGAUGUUAUUGCGGAGCUGGUAAAGAAUGGGAUUCAGCCGGCGUUGAGUUUGUUCCAUUGGGACACUCCGCUUGCUUUGUUCAACCAAUAUGGUGGAUGGACCAAUCCUCAGAUCAUUGACGAUUACCUGAACUAUGCGAAGUUCAUCAUCACGCGGUACGACAAAUACGUGCCUAUCUGGUUCUCCAUCAACGAGCCUCAAUACUGCAACUGGCAAUACUCUUACUAUCCUGCCGGCAAGCUCUACCCCGAUUACGGCGUCGGGCCAGGUAUGGAAGCCCGCUUCCUGUGCGGACACCACACUCUGCUCGCCCAUGCCAAGCUCUCCAAGUGGUAUCACAACGAAUUCAAAGGCCGCGGUCGUAUCACCUUCAAGAACAGUGGCAACUACUUCCAGCCCAUGACCAACUCGACUGCCGACCUUGCAGCAGCCCAGCGCAGCUAUGAUUUCGUCCUUGGCUGGUUCGGUGGAGUGUGGAGCGACGGAGACUACCCGCAGUCCCUCAAAGACACCCUGGGUGACCUCCUCCCUAAGUUUACCGAGAAGGAGAAGGAGAUUGUCAAAGGCUCGUGCGACUUCUUCGCCAUCGACGCAUACACCGCCUUCUACGUCGGCGAGCUGUCGGGUGGCGUGGAGGCAUGUGCCGGAAACAAGACUCACCCCAGCUUCCCCGAGUGCGUCAACCAGACUGCGAUCGGACCCGACGGCUUUGGAAUCGGCCCGGCUGCGGACCUUGGCGCAAGCUGGCUCAAGAACACUCCCGUUGGAGUCCGCAAGUUCCUCAGCCACAUCACUAAGGUGCUGUUCCCCGCCGUCAAGGAUAUCCAGGUCACCGAGUUCGGUUUUGCCGAACCCUUCGAGAGUGAUUACACCAAUGUCCAGGACGCCACAUGGGAUCUAAGGCGGUCGGAUUACAUCCAGGGCUUCUUAGAUAACAUUCUUCUCGCCAUCACGGAAGAUAAAGUCAACGUGACUGGAGCUUACGUGUGGUCUAUCUUCGACAACUUCGAGUGGGGCUCCGGAAUUAAGACACGCUUUGGUCUGCAGUACCUCAAUUACGAUACCUUGGAGCGAACCCCUAAGGCCAGUUGGUUCCAAACCCGGAACUGGUUCAAGUAA
Molecule: messenger RNA, 1713 nt
Organism: Tricharina praecox
Lineage: Eukaryota; Fungi; Ascomycota; Pezizomycetes; Pezizales; Pyronemataceae
Product: glycoside hydrolase superfamily
Exons: 6
Coding region: 1-1713 (570 amino acids)
Biological process (GO): carbohydrate metabolic process
Molecular function (GO): beta-glucosidase activity
Source: RefSeq, a predicted model, not a curated record